Messenger RNA from Pieris napi, 6950 nucleotides. RefSeq lists its product as uncharacterized. The record is from RefSeq and is a predicted model, not a curated record. The transcript is spliced from 12 exons. The coding region runs from base 102 to 1664 and encodes 520 amino acids. NCBI's taxonomy places the organism in Eukaryota, Metazoa, Arthropoda, Insecta, Lepidoptera, Pieridae.
GUUCAGCCAGUAUCUGCCUGCUAGUUGAAUCUAUCUAUUGUAUUCAUUAUAAAAAUUUGUUGUGACUCACUUUAUUUCAUUGAAAAAUAUUCAAAAAUAUAAUGUCUAGAAAUAUAGUUUUUGAGGGUUGGUUAACAAAAUCACCACCAUCAAGACGAAUUUUUAAAAUAAAAUGGCGGAGAAGAUGGUUUGCAUUACGACAAUCUGGUGAACUACCAGGGCAGUACUUCCUAGACUAUUACUCUGAUAGAAACAGACGGCGUUUAAAGGGCUCUAUAAAUCUUGAUCUUUGUGAGCAAGUUGAUGCUGGUUUGCACAUGACUCGUAACAGUACUGGAAUACUGGAUCCUCGAAUACGUGGCUCAGUUUUCUCAAUUCAAACUCAAUCAAGAACAUAUCAUUUGGAAGCAGAUUGUGAGGCAGAUAUGGAAAAGUGGGUUGAUGCAAUAUGUCGUGUUUGUGGCUUAAGGGCUACAAGCACACCUCCGGAACCAGUUGUUACAAUUAUAACUGCAAGUGAAGAAUUGCGCGAAAUCGUCGUUCCCGGCACUGGUACAUACCAAAACAGCACAAUGACGGUUAUGAAUGAUCAGUAUGAAUUUUCGGAGGGUACAGGACCUUAUAUACCGAUAUCUGAAUGCAUAACAGGAGUCCGUGCCGCGGAUUCCCAAAGUUCCUUCACCUUCGAUCCUAAUAAUAUAGUCAUUGGUGCUAAGUCAACCUUCGAGGGGCCUGAAAAAGGUCUACAGUAUUUAAGUCAUCCACACAUUCGUAUAAAUAAUGUUGACUUAUCUGAAAAUGAAUCUAAUAUAAGCGACGAGGAAUGUAAAUCGCUCAAUGCUAGUCAUUCUAAUAUAGCGAGAUACGGCAAUAUACCGGAUACCUGGCUACUUGCUAGAUCUUACGUAAGACCGGGGCUCGAUGGUGAGAAUAGGCCUAACUUGAGAGCAUCCGGGAGUGGCAUCAGGGACAGACUUCAAGUGAGGUUUUCGAGUUUCAACAAAGGAGAAAAAGCGAAGCCCCAUAGCAGCCCUAGAGGAAUAGGCGAGUCUGAAGAAGGCCCGCCGGUGCCGCCGCGGCCGCCGAAGAGUUUCGGCUUCAUUAGGGAGAAUAGAGAAUCGUUCCAGGGACCUAAGAUACAGGAGCCUGAAGGCGAUAGAUCUAAACAAGAGUCGUUUGCAAUACCAUUUCAGCCUCCAUUCCCCUGGCUUCGUUCGUCCCGAAGAAUGUCUCAAGAGCAGCAGGUCGUUAAUCGGCCAAGGGUCGAUGAUAACGCGUGUUGCCUCACCCAUGUAAGACACAAUUCUUUACAGCAAUACUGCAAUUUGUCGUCUCUGCCGCCGAUAGUUGACAGGGCAUUGAAGCCACGAAUUGGUAGUACGGGCAUCUGUCACAUGAAUCAUGUUGCCGCUCAGACACUACUGACGAUGCCUCCCGAAACUUCGACUAGGCGUGCCAAAGCGUCGGAUACGUUGCAGUACCUUGACUUGGAUCUUACACCCAAAAGUAAUUCCAAGGAACAGGAUGAAAACGCACGCGCCAAGAAUGCAAAAUCGUUUUCUGCGGAAUCGCGUACCGAUUAUAAAACGGUUGAUUUCGUGAAAACUGAAGCCUUUAAUAUUACACGACGCGAUGCUGAGGCUUCUCGGAGUGUGCAACAAUGACUAAACCCCGUAUACGGUAAAGUAUACAAGAAAUGUAUAAACAAAAAUGAUUUAUUUAUACAUUAAACUGUACACUAUAUCGUAUAUGAGGGAGAGCGUCACGACGCGUGGACUGUUGUGAGUGUAAUAUACUUUUGAUAAUCGCCUAUUAAGUUAUAGUGUAUUAUAAACAUUCGAAACCAAAACAUUUUUCGCUAAACGUCUAAGAACAAUUUAUUAAUAUAAAUAUUUUAAUAAGAGUAAAGAAAAUUUGUUUUAGUAAAUAUAGUUCAAAUAUUUCAGCAAAUCUGUAACACUUUUGUCAAACAGGAUUAACACUUGUAAAAUACCUGUGACUAUUAACUGAGCUAUAAUUAUAAUUUAAUUAAUUUCCAUUUUUCGAUUAUAACGAAUUUAUAAUAACAAUAAACCCAUUUUCAAAUUUGAUGAAGCUUUAAGUGUUAGAUGUGUUUCUCAUAUUCCCAUUUUAAUCACAAUUUAAUUUUGACAUCUUCAUUUGUUACGUAACUUCCCGAAUCUUAAAAAAUCUUUAUAAAAUAUUGUGGAUCGACCAAUAUUGAUUUUCACGGUAUAUGAAAAAUCGAUUAAAAAUUAUAAUCAUUAUAUACAUAUUUGUUCCAAAACUACAAAUUGGGCUGAAUUAAGUUAGGACAUUUUAUGUUUUAAAUGCCCUUAUAAAUUUUCGUAAUUCACGCGCAUAAAUAUUAAUUAAAUGUAAUGAGUAAAUUUUUUUAUAUAUAUUGACCAAUUUUUCUAUUUCGUAUAAAAAUUAGUGAGAUUUACAAAGGUCUACUUGUUGUGUUCCGUCAUAAUCAUGUCAUCAUUUAAAUGAAUGACUAGGUUUUUUAAAGGAAACAAUUUAUUAUUUAGCAAUUUGUAUACUCCGUUAGCUAAAUUAAUAAAACAGUGAGAAUAUAGUGAGAAAAUGGGCCUUUGAAAUAUGGUUCCGGGUAUACAGGGAUACGUUUAUGUUAAUAAAAUAGGAGCCAAACCUACGUUAUUAGAUAAUAAAUUACUGAAAAUAUGUAUUCUUAUUUAAAUCUAAUUCAAAAUUAAUUAGUAUUUUUUUAUUGCGUAAAAAAUAGCAUAGCUAUUUUUUGUGUUUACACUACAUGAUCUAAACGUCGAAAUUACUCGACCUUAAAGUUUUAUUAACGAUGACAAUGAGAUGUCAAAUCCUGAAAGUUAGCCUUAAGCUUUUUUCUGAUAUCAAAUGACAGAAAAUAUUUUAUAAUCAGAAUAAUAUUUUGUAUGGUGUAUGUUAGGAGUGAGUGAAGUCUGUUUGUGCCUUGAAAUAGUGAGAUUUAAAAGAAGUAGAAAUUAUUAGUUUGGCUCCUAUUUUAUUAAGAAACGUUAAGCAUGACUAUUGUUAUUUAUUAAAUAACUUCAUGCAUUUGCUAAAAUCAAUACCUCCGCGAAAUAGUAGCAGAGUACAACGAUGUAAGAUUUAGAAGCAUUGCAAAUUCUAUUUUCGGUGCUUUAAAUGUUGGCUAAUGUUUACAACUGCUGCAUAUUGAAAAAAAAAUAACUAGACUUUAAUUUGUGGCACAAAUUGCAUUUCCUAUAAGCGUUGUAGAGCAUUUGUUAAAAACGAUUGCUGUUUCCUUUUCAUAGAUUUUAUUUCAAUUAUCUACACAACACAUUUUUAAUUAUGAUUAUUACUUCUUUCUCAUCAUUCUUGACCUAAUAUGUCUUAGGUAUAUGAUUUAAUUGCAGUCUUCCAAUUCUGUUUAUUAAUACAAAUGUAAAUAUAGAUAGUGAGAGGGUAUAAACUUCUAUAUAGUAUGUAUAUAGAUUGUAGAUUUUUAUAAAAAAAUUAAAAAAAAAACAAAACAAAAAAUUUAAAAUAUUGUUAGAAAUGAUACGCACAAUUAGAAUAAGAUAUAUUUUGUGUUGUGUCGAUAUAUAUUUUAUUUAAUUUUUUAAAAACCUUUUGUCUUAUUUUUUACUUACUUGCGUAAUUUAAUUAUGGUAUUUCUUUAGGUACAAAAUAUUGUUUUAGCUUUACGUUGCCAAAUAUAUUUAAUUAUCGCAUUUUGGCAUUAUUGCAUUAUAAUUUUUAAUUUUAAUUUUUGUAGACAUUUAGUAUGUAAACCUUGUAUACGAAAGGCUUACCAGUACUUUAAUUUUUGUUAUUAAAUAAAUUUGAUUAUGAUAUUUUAUUUUUGGUUUCAUUUUUUUUAUUUCCUAAGUUUUUUUUUAUAAUUGAUAGUAGAUAAAGGUUGUUUAUGUUGUGAUUUUUAUUGUAUUUGUGCCAAAUUUGUUAUCGAACGUUCGCUAUUAUGUUAAUAAUAGAUCUUCAGAGAGGUUUUAAUAGGAAAUGUUAUACGUAGGUUUGAAAAACAUAAUUUAUUUAAUAAAUUAGAAAUAAUACGCGCUGUAUAAAUUAUUGUUAAUCUUAGGAAGUAAAACGCGAUUUAAAUUAAACAUUUGUGUAAAUAAUCCUGUAUAUAGAUAGAUAUCGCUCUUAUAUAGUAAAAGGCAAGAAUCACGCUCGAAGACGUGGAAAUCGAUACCUUACGUUAAAGAAUCCGUAAGUAAAGAGUGACAUGUAUUGGCAUAGUUAGGUUGCAAUGGUUGUCCAUUUUGCACCAAUGAGAAGUUUAAAGAGCAAGGUAACAUCUUUAGAAUUUGUAAUGAAUGCUAAUUAUUAUUUAGGUUUAGUAAAAAGUAGUAAUAAGACUCCAACGCACAACUAGCAAGUAAAUGCCAAAUUACAGUUCAUAUUCACUUAUUUUUUUUUGUUUACGCAUAAUAUCGUUUAGUGCGAGGGUAGGUGUAAAGCUACUUAUUUAACUCUAAAGUCAGUCAGCUGCCAAUAGUCUUCUUGUUUUAAUCAUGUUUAUCGCUUUUGAAGAAAAAUAAUGUUUGUUUUAAAAAAUAACAAUACGUACUCGUCAUUAUCCUUUUUAUUAAAUCGUUGGUUUGACAUUCCUUUGCAUCGCCCGUAUUCCAAAUCGAACCUUAGUGACCCGAGUAUGAGCCAACUCAAGUCUAAUCUUAAGAUUGCAACCCGUUUUUUACCAUGGCGAUUCUCAAGAUUAGAUUGUCACUUAACACGUUUUUGAAUACGGGCCUUUAAAUUAAUCUACGUAAUCUGUAGCUCUACGGUGAGCUUAAGUAAAAUGAUAGGAUUAAAUAUUUAAAAAAGCUCGAAACUUGUGAAUAUAAAUUAUGGGCAAGUAUGCAACGGCGGGUUUUUUAUUUUAUUAUUUUAAUAGUUGAGGGCCUAAUAGUGUUACUUAAAAUAGGAAAUUAGUAGAAAAUAUAUAGGCGCUCAAUUUUUAAAUGCGUUAGUUAUGAUUUAAUUACAUACAUAUGUACUUAAAAAUAGCCUAAAUUACAUUAUAUAUUAUAUUUUAGAUCCAAUUACAGCUGAGCUCUGAGAAAACUUAUAUUUGUUUAACAAAUAAUUAUUAUCUAAGUUAAUUGCAAUUAUUAUCAUAAUAUAAACCAUUGAAUUAUACUUGUACUUAUCGUAUGUUAAUAAAACUAUGUAAAUAAUAUUAAAGACGAAAGAAUAACUCUUAUUCGUAAAAACUAAAUCAAUGUAUCAACAAACAAAUUUAAUUACACCGUAACAAAAUCGUAAAUUCAAUUUGACAGAGACAAUAGAGCAUUGAAUAAGAUUUUAUGAGUAAGGGCGAUAAAUAUUAAAGUACCUUGGCCCGAGUAGAACCUCGGAUGUUGAUACAAUAUUGUAUUACUGAAGUACAUUUUUUGUAUCGGUAGUAAGUAGCUUUUAGUACCUAAAAGUUACUUUAACACAACCACCAAACUUCAGUUAGCGGCAUUUAACGAGAUUGCUAUUUAAAAAAUGUCUUCUGAGUAAUAACUAGUUUAAACAGAAUUUUCUACUAUGAUGCAAAUGUUUGACUGUAAAUAUUGAAUGCUCAGAAAGAGCUCGAUUAAAUCUGUGAUAAUCACAGACCGUACGCGUUCAUUUAACCAACUAACAGUAUAUAAAGUUACCAAAGUAUUAGUAGUAUAAGAGCAUUGUUUGCUCACACCUUAUUAAUUAUUUCUUACAUACAGAGCUCUAAUGUAAGAAGUAAUUAUUUAGGCCCUGACCGUGUCGAGGCGGUCUAAGAAUACAAACCUCGACCCCAUGUCGGGACACAAGGGUGUCGUAAGAGGCGACUAAACCCGACGGUGGAAGGGCAAUUUCCGCCCGCCUGGUUAAAGUACCACCCUCCCAAUGAAGCCAGCCUAUUUGGCCCAAACGGGAGCACCAGCUUUCCCCUUUCGCCUAUCCCUUUUUCUUCUCUACUCUUCUUUUCCUUUCCCUAUCCUACGCCUUUAACUUCCUUCCUUUCAGUACUUUGAUAUGUUUAAUCAGUAUUUUGAAGUUUACUAAAUGUGUAGAUUUGAUGUGUAGUUCGAUAUAAUCAAUUAUAACUAAAUGUUAGAUUUAAGCAAUGUCCGAUUUGUGCGUGAUAAUGGGUUAGCUGGGUGCGACGGUUUGGUGGAGAGAGAUGGAAACCUAUUUGAUCUCAGAUGUUGGACAUUGUUAUUCAUUAGUCAGCAUUAUUUAUGAAGUGUAAUCCAGUGUCAUACAUGUUUAACGUCAUGCAUUGCGCUCGUGUUGCCCGUGUAUUUAUGGCAAUAUUCGCCAAUGUGUCUGUCGUACUAGAGCAGUAUUAUUCUUAGUAGCUUAAAUCAUAUUUUAGAACGUUAUCACGUUAAACAAUUAAGGUUUCUCUGAUGGAACCUCAGAUAAGAUGCAUUUAUUAGAUUUUAAGGACUAUUAACAACAGCGAUGCAUAAGAUAUUGAAAGCCACUUUAUUCAACCCAUAUAAGAUGCAUUUACUUAUUAGAUUUUAAGGACUAAGAAACAGCGAUAUAUAAGAUAUUGAAAGCCACUUUAUUCAAGUAUUAAAUUAGUAAUUAUAUUUAAUCUCUCGGUGUUAUGUGUCUGUAACCGUAGAGGCUGAAUUUGACAUUUUGGUUGUGUUGAUACAAAUGGGAUUUAGGGAUCGCAAAUAGAUGUAAGUUGAAAAUCUGUGGAGCAAAGGAAUUCAGCCUUAGCCUAUAAUUAACUAUAAUUAAAAUGCUCAUAUUAUCUAGAUGUCUAUUAUAAGUGUCUAUUUAUCGGUGUUUAUCAAAUACGACGCCCGCACUUUGUCACUUCCAAGGUUUUACCGUACUUUUUAAAAAUAUUUUCUUGUUUAGUUAUUAUUAUUAGUUGAGAUGUAUUCAUUCUUUCGAGUCUACUGAAAUCACUACUGUAUUUUCAUAUGCGGGUUUAAUACGUGUUUUAUGUGUAAUAAAAAAUAAUAAAAUGU